AUGAGUAGCCCUAAGCGCAGAAUCGAGACCGAUGUCAUGAAGAUGCUCAUGAGUGACUACGAAGUGACUCUGGUCAACGAUAAUAGUACGUCUGACCUUUCUGGGAUAUACCUCAAACCACUGACUUUAAAAUCUAGUGUAUGUUUCUUCUACCCGCUGUACCGAUAUGCUUGGAGUUUCGAGAUACCAAUAUUUGUGAAUAGGCAAGAAUUCUAUGUCCGAUUUAAGGGUCCGGAGGAGACACCAUUUACCGGAGGCCACUGGAAGAUCCACGUCGAACUGCCCGACCAGUACCCAUACAAGAGCCCUAGUAUUGGGUUCGUCAACCGCAUCUUCCACCCGAACAUCGAUGAGCUGUCCGGAUCAGUCUGCCUUGAUGUCAUCAACCAGACAUGGUCGCCAAUGUACGACAUGCUCAACAUCUUCGAAGUUUUCCUUCCUCAGCUCCUCCGUUACCCCAACCCAUCAGACCCGCUCAACGGCGAGGCUGCGGCGCUCAUGAUGCGGGAGCCAAAGGCGUACGAGGCAAAGGUCAAAGAAUACGUUGCCAAGUACGCCAGCAAGGAAGCCGUGGAUGAGGCAGGCGAGGACACCGAGUCUGAGGAUGAGCUGAGCUCAGCCGGAAGCUACGAAUCCGGCGGCGAAGAGCCGGCCGGUACGAUGGAUGAUGUCUAA
This is a messenger RNA of Penicillium antarcticum, 675 nucleotides long. RefSeq names its product E2 ubiquitin-conjugating protein UBC8. Gene Ontology annotation, molecular function: ubiquitin conjugating enzyme activity. Gene Ontology annotation, cellular component: nucleus. The transcript has 7 exons. The record is from RefSeq and is a predicted model, not a curated record. NCBI's taxonomy places the organism in Eukaryota, Fungi, Ascomycota, Eurotiomycetes, Eurotiales, Aspergillaceae. The coding region runs from base 1 to 675 and encodes 224 amino acids. Gene Ontology annotation, biological process: protein polyubiquitination; ubiquitin-dependent protein catabolic process.